AGUGGUAAGAUCAAAGGACCAAAAUUCAAGAUGCCAAGUAUCUCAGUCCCUAAAAUUUCCAUGCCAGAAAUGGAUAUCAAUUUGAAAGGUCCCAAAUUUGGAGGUGAUGUGGACGUGUCAGUUCCAGAGAUUGAAGGGAAAAUAGCUGCACCUAAUGUAGACAUCAAAGGUCCAGCAGUUGACUUUGAGGGGCCCAAGGGGCAGUUUGAAAUGCCCAAAUUCAAAAUGCCAUCAUUUGGUGGUUCUGAAGUGGAGGGUCCACAUGUUGAUAUAAACCUUCCCAAAUCUAAAAUCGAUUCAAAAACCCCUGAUUUUGAUAUCAGUCUAAAAACCCCUAAAGUCAAAGGGGACAUGGAUGUAUCUGUGCCUAAAAUUGAGGGAGAUGUCAAAGGUAUUGAUUUCGACAAGUCUGCUGUUACCUUUCCCAAAUUUAAAGGACCUAAAUUUGCAAUGAAAUCUUCAGAGGUAGAAGGGCCUGAAUCCACAGUUAAGACACCGAAGUUCAGCAUAGGAGCAAAAGGUUCCAAAACUGAAGUUACACUCCCAGAAACUGAUGCAAGUCUUGAUGCUCCUGAUAUAGAUAUCAAUUUAAAAGGCAAAAAGGGAAAGUUUAAACUUCCCAAAGUGAAAGGAAAGGCAAAGAAACCUAAUGUUGACAUAGAUACACCAGCAUUAGAUCUGGAUCUAGAGACACCCAAUAUUCACGUCAAAGGAACAAAGGUAAAGAAGCCUCUUUUUGGGAAGCUUCAUUUUCCCGAUGUGGAAUUAGAUAUCAAAUCUCCAAAAGUGAAAGGUGAUGCAUCUUUAUCUGAGGGAUUUAAAUCACCUGCCAUUGAUUUACCCUCUGGUAGCUUGAACACUGACAGUGCAAAGGUUCAUUUGGAAGGGCCAGAUGUGAAAGGGAAAAUGCCUGAUAUUAAAACAUUAGGUGUGAAAGGUGGUCCUGAAGUUAAUUCAAGUGUUUCAGGGGGAAGUGUAACUGGUGGCCUUCAAUACCCAGAGGGUACAGUAACAUUUCCCAAACUCAAGGUACCAAAAUUUGGUAUUGCUCUGCCACAGAUGGAAGGUCAGGAAAGUGGAGGAAAAGCUGAAACAGAACUUGCAGCUAGUGGUGCCAUGAACAUACAGUCUCCAUCUCUUAGUUGCCAAGUGAGUUCACAAAAUAUUGAGGUUCCCAGUCCAGAACUGAGACAUAGUGAAGGCAAAGUCAAGAUAAAGAUGCCAAAAUUAUUUGGCAAAUCAAAAGCAAAGGGUAGUAGUGUAGGUGACCUUACUGGACCAGAGGCAGAAUUAACUACUGGUGGAAAAGUGGGUAAAGCCUCUACAUCAAGUGUACAUUCUGGGGAACUGACAGGGGGGAAACUAGAAUUAGAGGGUGAUCCUGGGCUCAGCAUGACAACUAAAGGCAAAUCAGCCUCACUGGAUCUAUUUAAGAAAUCAAGACAUCGGUCUUCUUCUCUGAGUGAUGAGGGCGCGCUUGCAGUUAGUUCUCCUUCAGCUCACUUAGAGGCUGAGGGUGGUGACAUUUCAUUAGACCUUGGAGGAAGCAAGGUCAAAGGAAAGAAAGGCAAGUUGAAGUUUGGCACGUUUGGAGGUUUUGGUAUGAAAUCAAAGGGCUCAUAUGAAGUGACACUUGGAGACAGUGAAGCAGGAGUGGAGGGGGGUGCAGGUGUUUCUCUGCCUUCUAAAAAGUCAAGAUUGUCUUCAUCCUCAAGCAGUGAUAGUGGUUCAAGAGGAGGUUUCAGGUUUCCAAGACUAGAGCUGUCUGUUUCACCAAAAAAGUGAUUAUGAGGCAAAUGAAAGUCUCUCAUGUUCACCCAGAUAUAUUGUUAUAAUGUAGAAAAUUCUUCAAACUUUGGCUCUUUAAAACUCAAGGGGAUAUGCACAGUCAUCUCAGUGCUGAGUGAAUAAUUCAUUUUUGUUUUCAGUAAUUAGACAGAAGUGCAUGAGAUUGUUUAAAAUCCCUUCAAACUGUAAAUAAGAUUAAUUUGUAUUGUAAUAAUAAAUAUUGUUUUUGUACAUAGUCCAGAUUUAUUGAACAUACACCAUAUUACAAAAUUUUCACCAAUAGUUUAUUGCAGGGUUUUUCAUUGUGUCCUAUUUCAUUCUAUUAAAUGAAUCUUGUUAAUGAACGGGUGAGGUAUAUUUGUAACCAGGGGUAUUGCACAAUACAGAUACGUACAAUAGCUGUUUCGAAGGAAAAUGUUUUGUUUGUUUUAAACACCCAGACACACAUAUAAACGGUUCCCAUUUUAAAUGUAUGAAAUAGAUUUAUUUUCAAGCUUUCAUAAUAUAUAAUCAGUGCAGAAUCACAUUUACCGAACAUAGAGCUGACCCUUUAUAACACUUUCUGAAGAGUGAUAAUGUUGUAUAUACCAUAAUUGCAAAGACAAUCACUGUUUGGAAAUUCUUUAAAGUGCUGUCACUAUGUCUCUGUUCAUUUUUAAUAAAAAUCUGUUUUGCUUAAAUUCAGCGCCAUUUACCAUAAAUAUGAAUUUGCUUUGUUUAUUUUAAACAGGUUCUGCAUCCUAACCCUGUGUUAUUUUCACAGUUUAAUCAUCCUCUGUAUUUUUUUUUUCAUUUUGUCACGCUCUCUUUGUAUACACAACUGAUGCUUACACAAAACUGUCACAAAUAAACACUUCACUUUUUGAUGUCAUUUGUUUACCAAAAAAAAAUCUGUGUUGAUAGAGAUGCAUUAGUAUUGGUCAGAUCAUAUGAUGGAGAGCAUGAUUCUUCGAAUCUAUUAUUUUGUGUGCAUUCUGUCAAAUAAACUAAAUAAAAAGAUUUUAAAAAAAA
Stegastes partitus (bicolor damselfish) is the source of this 2799-nucleotide messenger RNA. RefSeq names its product neuroblast differentiation-associated protein AHNAK-like. The transcript has a single exon. The record is from RefSeq and is a predicted model, not a curated record. Gene Ontology annotation, biological process: regulation of RNA splicing. Gene Ontology annotation, cellular component: nucleus; costamere; cytoplasm. NCBI's taxonomy places the organism in Eukaryota, Metazoa, Chordata, Actinopteri, Pomacentridae. The coding region runs from base 31 to 1785 and encodes 584 amino acids.